This is a messenger RNA of Neurospora tetrasperma FGSC 2508, 321 nucleotides long. RefSeq lists its product as uncharacterized. The record is from RefSeq and is a predicted model, not a curated record. Lineage: Eukaryota; Fungi; Ascomycota; Sordariomycetes; Sordariales; Sordariaceae. The coding region runs from base 1 to 321 and encodes 106 amino acids. The transcript has 3 exons.
AUGAAGACGGCCGGUCUGGACGGUGACCAGGAGGACCCUUCUUUUGGACAGCUGCAGCUACUUGACAGCUCGAAAUCCGGGGAGCAUGAAUGCCAAUGCCGCGAGCAGGCGGCUUUGCCUAUCGAUCGUUACCGGGCGUGUGGCUAUUCCAGGGAAAGGGACCGCCAACAUGAGUCGGGAACCGAGCCAAGCUGGCAGCAUUCCUCCGGACCGUUCCGGUGCAUUUUGGGCGUCUUUGGGUCGGUUUUAGCCAGGGGCAUGAAUCGCCGUUCCCACGAACUGUCAAGGAUAGCUCCUCAUCUACCCCGCGAACCGAUGUGA